GCCCGCCUACUGCGCGAGGACCGGCUCCCGGCAGGGCGGCCAGGCAUGGGAAGGGGGCCGCAGGGGGCCGGAGGGGGGACACGAGGGGAGCCCCGGACCCCCCGCCAUGCUGAACCUGGCCGAGUUCUGCCCCGAGGGGCCCUACCCCGGCCUGGACGCCGACCCCCUGCCUGGGGGUGACCCCGCAGGAGACUUCCCGGGCCCCCCGGCCGACGGCCCCGACUACUUCUUCCCGGACGGGCCCCGGCCCUCGCCGCCCCCGGCCGCCGGCUACGCGGGCGGCUUCCUCAUCCGGGCCGUCGCCGACCGCCCGCACGACCGGGAGACGCUCUUCAACCUCAUGUCCGGCAUCCUGGGCCUGUCCCCGUUCCCCGGGCCGGAGGGGCCGGCCCGCCCGCCCGACGGCCUCUACCCGGCGGCCGAGGCCUUCCCGGGUCACCCCGACCCCUACCCGCCCCGCGCCCCGGAGCUCGACGCCCCGGGCCCCGCCGCCUUCGCCGACCCGGGCUGGGCGGCCCCCUGCCCGGCGCGGGCCUCCCCUCCGGCGGGGCCCCCCCAGUGUCUCUUCGAGCCCCGGCUCUCCCCGCCGGACGUCAAGCCGGGCCGGCCCCCGCCCGGCCCCGAGGGGCCCGGCUUCGAGGCCCCGUACCCGCCGUGGGACGGGCCGCCCGUCGGCGGCUACCGGGCCGGGCCCGGCUUCCCGGCCGGCGUCGGGGACGGGCCGGCGGCCCGGCCCUCCCCGGGCCGCCCCAGGACGGACACGGCCGCCCCCGCGGAGCCCAAGCGGAAGGGGCGGCGGGCCAAGUGCGGCCCCCGCCGCUUCUGCCCCCGGCCCCACGCCAAGGCCUUCUCCUGCCCCGUGGAGACCUGCGUCCGCAGCUUCGCCCGCUCGGACGAGCUCAACCGCCACAUCCGCAUCCACACGGGCCACAAGCCCUUCCAGUGCCGCAUCUGCCUGCGCAACUUCAGCCGCAGCGACCACCUGACCACCCACAUCCGCACCCACACGGGCGAGAAGCCCUUCGCCUGCGAGGCCUGCGGCCGCCGCUUCGCCCGCAGCGACGAGAAGAAGCGCCACGGCAAGGUCCACGUCAAGCAGAGGGCGCGGGCCGAGGAGAAGCUCAAGGGCUUGGGCUUCUACGCCGUGGGGCUCUCCUUCGGGACCCUCUAGGAGAAUCCCCCCCCC
Ornithorhynchus anatinus (platypus) is the source of this 1186-nucleotide messenger RNA. It is a transcript of the gene EGR4, whose product is annotated as early growth response 4. Gene Ontology annotation, molecular function: RNA polymerase II cis-regulatory region sequence-specific DNA binding; DNA-binding transcription factor activity, RNA polymerase II-specific. The coding region runs from base 107 to 1171 and encodes 354 amino acids. The transcript is spliced from 3 exons. The record is from RefSeq and is a predicted model, not a curated record. Gene Ontology annotation, biological process: regulation of transcription by RNA polymerase II. Lineage: Eukaryota; Metazoa; Chordata; Mammalia; Monotremata; Ornithorhynchidae.